Molecule: messenger RNA, 282 nt
Organism: Meloidogyne enterolobii
Lineage: Eukaryota; Metazoa; Nematoda; Chromadorea; Rhabditida; Meloidogynidae
Source: the annotation of a GenBank genome assembly
AUGAUUAAUGAGGAGAAAGGCAAGACCCAAAGCUUUGGUCACUACGCGGAUUAUUGUCAUACCCCUGUGGGUAUUCCAGAAGAUCGUAUUUGCUCUGAGGAGCACGCUUACGAAGCUAUUCAACGUAUUUAUGCGGAUAUGUGGGAUCGAGACAAAUUUAGCCGGCAUUUUAAUAAUUGCCGUCAUUGGAGCGACAUGUUUUGGUGGAAAUUGCAUCCAGAAGAGUACAAACGCAAGAAGGCUGCUGAGGAGACCAUGGGUGGACGUUCCUUAAAGGCCUAA